This is a messenger RNA of Alosa sapidissima (American shad), 989 nucleotides long. It is a transcript of the gene rnf182, whose product is annotated as ring finger protein 182. The transcript has a single exon. The coding region runs from base 161 to 916 and encodes 251 amino acids. The record is from RefSeq and is a predicted model, not a curated record. Lineage: Eukaryota; Metazoa; Chordata; Actinopteri; Clupeiformes; Clupeidae.
GGGAUGUUCCGGUCCGCUUUAGCCUGCCUUGCUACACACAGCCUGCAUGGGACAGCCUGCAGACCCGAGAAGUGGCGUAGUAGCAGUAGCUGCCUCGCGGCUAUGUUUUCCGGCCCUGCCCGCUGAGUGCCCAGUCUGCCAGAGCUGAGAAGAGGGCGAGAUGAUGGGACAGACACUGGAGGAUGGCGUUGCCACCGAGGAGCUGGAAUGCAAGAUCUGCUACUGCCCCUACAGCCUCACCAGCCGCCGGCCCAAGGUGCUCGAGUGUUGCCAUCGGCUGUGCGCUAAGUGCCUGGCCAAAAUCCUGGACUUGGGAGAGUCGCCACCAAAUGCGGUAGUGUGCCCAUUCUGCCGGUACAUCACCGGUUUGCCAGGGGAAGCAGUGGGCAGCCUCCCCGAUGACUGCAACUUGGUGGCGGCACUGUCUCUCCAAGUGCGCAACCACAGAAAUCUUCACGAGGGCCCUGGAGAGAUCCUCCUCAGUCCCAGGCACCUGAGCUCUCUGGUGGGCCCAUCUGCCACAGCCUCCCCCUCUUCUUUGCGCAGCUCCAACUAUGUGGUCAUCACCAUCAUGGAGUCCCCGCCGGAGUCCAAUGACCCUCACACUGGGCCCCUGGCAGCACGCGGCAGGGACUACCGCUCCUCUAGCUUGGAUUCCAUGGCUUCUAUCACACAGCGGUGGACAGUAUGGAACUGUGCAGCCCUGCUGUGCCAGACGUCGGCCCGGGCCCUUGUGUGGCUCCUGGGGCUGUUGUACUUCAGCUCUCUUCCGAUGGGCGUCUACUUGCUCAUAAUGCAGAAAACCACCUUGGGCGUGCUGCUGGUCAGCUUGGUGCCCGCUAGCCUGCUCAUGAUCAUGGCAUAUGGGCUCUGCCAGUGCCUUUGCCACGAAUUCUGGGACUGCGUGCCACCCUAACAACCAAAGGGAAACCUUUCACAUCAGCAGCCUGACUUUAGUGACGUGUUGCUCCAGAGUGAUUAGAGAAAAA